GAAGCUUUCGACUACAUUUAAUGUGACAAAUAGUAGAAAAAAAUAAUACCGAACUCAGAAUUUUGUGGUAUUUACGCGCAGUCCUCAGGAGUAGUCGUAUAGCCAAAAGUGAAUAAUUUUAACUUUUUUUAGUUAUUUUACUUCUUCUCUCUAUAUUAACAAGUAGACGUGUGGCUAGUUAGAGUAUUUUAUUGGAUGUAGUUCUUUGUGUAGUUUGAUUAUUAUUACGCCUUCGAGUGCUUUGUGUCUUAAGUGCUAUCAUAAUGUUUGCUUUACCUCCACAGUAAGCAAAUGCAUUUCGCCCGUAGGCUUAAAAUAGUCUAGAAAAUACAUUCCUGUUAUUUUAACAUAUUCUUUAUUCUGAAAUAGUUUUGCGAAGUGUCCAGUUUAAUUAAAAUAGAUUUUGUUUGACGCACGAUAGACUGUCAUUGUAGUAAUAUAACAAUAUAGAAAUCCGGGUAAGUAAUGUCGUGAGGACAGUAAAUGUGUUAUUUUUUGUUUUAAAUUGUUCUGUUAACUAUCCGUCAUGAGUGCGAUACUAUGCGAUGAUUUCAAUUUAUCUUAUGAGGUUUAAUGAUUUUAACUAGUUUAAAAUUUAUUUGCUUUUGAAUUUGCAGAGCUCAAAAUGUCUCGACGAAUCAGUCCUCUGAAUGAUGAUUUUCACAUAUCGCCACAAAGACAGACAAGAGUACAAAAUUAGAGAUCAAGUACAUCAGUCCGUUAAAAGGUAAGGUUUGCUAAAAAUUUAUGUGUUGUGCAAUAUCGCUCCAUGGAUUGAUAAAGAAUAUAUUAUAUCAUUAAGCCGCCAAGCACCAAGGUUUCUGGAAUCCAUUACUUUUCUUAGCAUUCUCCUUCUUCCAGCAUAGAGUAAAAGGCAAAAUAUUGGCAACAUUAUUUAAAAACUAACCAUGUAAUGUUAUAGUAGCACAUUGGUUAGUUAUUGGCUUUGAGUUGUAUGCAUUUAACAUCACGAGAAAAACCUGUUUCCUGUCACAUUUGUGAUUUGUCUAGUCCAUAUUGAUGUAAUUUUUUUUUUUUUAAGGCCGUGGAGUGUUCACACUUGCUCCAUUCUUGUACGGGGACUUUAUUGUUGAAUAUAGAGGUGAAUUGAUUGAUUUUACUGAGUCAAGCAGAAGAAGGGAAGUCUAUCACAAGUCCUGCACAGUCUUUAUGUUUGACUUUAAAUGGAGUAGUCGGACAUGGUGGUAAGCUGACAAAUAUUUACUAGUUGGUAUCAAUUAGCAAUGUGCUGCAGCUAAAAACAACUUAACCUUUAAAAGCCAUUGUAAAACAGGGGUUAACCUCAAGGUCUAUCAGAUAAUUUAACCAUUGUAAAUGGAAAUAACUGUACACUUGUACUUAUUUUUGCUUUACAGCAUUGAUGCUAGUAUAGAAGAUGGAUCGUUUGGCCGGCUAGUGAACGAUGACCAUCGAAACCCUAAUUGUCGAAUGAAAGUAAUUAAAGUGGAUGGAAGGCCACAUCUGUGUCUUUUUGCAUUAAGAGAUAUAAAAGAGGGAGAAGAAAUAACCUACGAUUAUGGCACAAACGAUUGGCCAUGGAGAGAAAAGGUCUAUUCGCAUUUGACAAAUGACACGACAGCAGACAAGACCGACAAGGAUUCUGGCGAGACCAACCAAAUGGUUACCGAUGAAGAUGACCGUUCGGUAACUUCUGAUUCAGCUGGACAACAGCAUUUGACAAAUGACACGACAGCAGACAAGGCCGACAAGGAUUCUGGCGAGACCAACCAAAUGGUUACAGAUGAAGAUGACCGUUCGGUAACUUCUGAUUCAGCUGGACAACAGGUGUGGAACCUGAGGCAGACAGUGAGGGAGAUGCUACUGAAGCUGUGGAUAACAGACGUGACACUUCUGUCCUCGAUGAGGUCUCAGAGACCAGCAUCAAGGCCGAUGAAGAACCUGAUCAGCUGGAUGAGUCACCAACUGGAAUAAUGGAGAGCCAGCCAAUGUUGGAGACCAUCCAAACUAAUGACCAUCCAGAAGGUUCUGAUGAGGGAUCACACACAUCUACCCCGAAUAUGACAAAACGAUGUGGACAGAAUUCAAGACCUGCAAGGAAAUACACUGUUCCCAUCUGCAGAAGCAAGGGUGGCAGUCUCGGCCGGUACUGCUCAACAGAACAAAAGACUCUCUCUCCAGGAUAGGCUAGCGAUUGAAUUGAGCAAAAGUUAAAAUAUCUUAAGGAACAGCAUGAAAUUAAAAUGAAGAUCCUCCAGUUACAAUUGGAAAUGCAACUGUCUCAAAUGUCUCAAUGUCAGAAACAAAAUAAAUAAAUAUUGUUUUAAUUCAUGUUGGAUGUUAUGGCUGGUUCUGUAUCAUACCAGACAAAAUAUACACUUUAGCUUUUAAAAUACAUUUGCUUUUUGAAUAAGAAAAUGUAUUUUAUCCGUGUAGAAUGAUGAAAGUCUAAAAUGUCUACUUAAAGUGGCACAAUGCAAAGACCUUCUCUGCACUGUUGUUCUCUUCUCUUGGAGGAUCUGGGCAUCCAUGCGUUUCAGACAGUUGUGAAGGACAGCUGUUGCAGUGAUUGCAGUGCAGCAACUGCUUAAUUUGAAAAUGACUCUUCCACACACCAAACGUGCUCUACUAGAUCACUAGUGUGCGUAUGAGCCUGGUUGUAGUGACAUCACUCAGCUGUUGAGAGCAUGAUGUAAACACAAAAUUCUUCUGAGCAUUCCCACUGUCAUCAAGCAAUAUUCCAUUAUGCUCUCCUCUUUCAAGCUGAGUAUACAGAGAUGAUUUAAGGGAAAUUCACAAAUCAUGAGUUGCAUCUUUCUAAUGUGCAAGGAUGUUUGAAAACUAACUAAUCUGUGUGUAGACCUUGGGCAAGUAUGGGAAAAAAGUUUUUGCGGUUCCUAUAUUCCUCAGCAUCUGGAGUAGAGGGAUAUUUUAUGGGAAUAUGAGUUCUGUCUAUGCAGCCUAUGAUUACUGGGAGGUUCCCAUAUUCAUGCAACUGUACCUUGUACUUAGUCUGGGAUGUAGCAUCAGAGAAGAUUAUGUAAUGUGCUCUUAAUUCACACGUGGCCCUGUAUACUCUGUGAAUGACACUACGCCAGUCCCCAGUUUCUUGGUUAAAAUGCGCCACACGCCAAAAACCUUAAAGUUAUAAGCACCUGGACACAAGACGAAACACUUUCUUUCUUUCGCUUCACUUUCCUGUAGUCCUGCUUAAGUUUUUUUAUUUUCAAGCUGAAUUGUUCAGUGUUUCGUGUGUGCUCCAUUUCUUCCAAGCGGCUUGCUAUUACGGCAAAUACUUUUUUAU
Messenger RNA from Brienomyrus brachyistius, 3283 nucleotides. RefSeq lists its product as uncharacterized. Gene Ontology annotation, molecular function: protein binding. The transcript is spliced from 7 exons. NCBI's taxonomy places the organism in Eukaryota, Metazoa, Chordata, Actinopteri, Osteoglossiformes, Mormyridae. Bases 1336 to 1953 code for a protein of 205 amino acids. The record is from RefSeq and is a predicted model, not a curated record.